Messenger RNA from Mus caroli (Ryukyu mouse), 387 nucleotides. NCBI's taxonomy places the organism in Eukaryota, Metazoa, Chordata, Mammalia, Rodentia, Muridae. The record is from RefSeq and is a predicted model, not a curated record.
AUGCCUGAGUGGAGCUUCCUGGUGACUGGAGCAGGAGGGUUUUUAGGACAGAGGAUUGUCCAGUUGUUAAUGCAGGAGAAAGAUCUGGAGGAGAUCAGGGUCCUGGACAAGUUCUUCAGACCAGAAGCCAGGGAGCAAUUCUUCAACCUAGGGACAAGCAUCAAGGUGACAGUGUUGGAAGGAGACAUUCUUGACACCCAGUACCUGAGGAGAGCUUGCCAGGGCAUUUCUGUUGUCAUCCACACUGCUGCCAUCAUUGAUGUCAGAGGUGUCAUUCCCAGACAGACAGUCCUGGAUGUCAAUCUGAAAGGUACACAGAUUCUUUUAGUUCUUUGCCAAGACCAUCACAUAAGGUCACUCAGUGCUGGUUUCCAGAAUGAAAACUAG